Molecule: messenger RNA, 5841 nt
Organism: Stegodyphus dumicola
Lineage: Eukaryota; Metazoa; Arthropoda; Arachnida; Araneae; Eresidae
Product: long-chain-fatty-acid--CoA ligase 5-like
Biological process (GO): fatty acid metabolic process
Cellular component (GO): membrane; endoplasmic reticulum
Molecular function (GO): long-chain fatty acid-CoA ligase activity
Source: RefSeq, a predicted model, not a curated record
GGCCCUGACCAUGUGAGAAUAUCUCAUCUGACACCAAAAGCUCCUCAUGUAUCAUAUCUGUAUGAAGAUGCUCAGACCCUUUAUGAAUGCAUGUUAAGAGGAGCUAGAGUUUCAGGUGAUGGUCCAUGCUUAGGAUGGCGAGAAAAAGGAAGUGAUGAGUAUCAGUGGAUUAGUUACAAAAAGGUUAUUGAGCGAGCAAAAAAUUUUGGUGCAGGCCUUCUUCAGAAAAAACUAAAACCUGGUUUAUUUGUUGGUAUAUAUUCUGCAAAUAAUGUUGAGUGUAUUUUAACAGAACAUGCAUGUUAUGGCCGGUCUAUGGCCAUUGUUCCUAUUUAUGAUACUCUAGGACCUAAGGCAUUCACUUUAAUUGUAAAUGAAGCUGAGAUGGCAGCAGUUAUUUGUGAUAAAGAAGAAAGAUCAUUAGCUCUGAUAAAUGACAAAAAUGAAAUGCCGACAUUAAAACUCAUCAUUCAAGUUGAUCCCAUUUCUGGUGAUGCUAAGAAAAAAGCUGAAGAGUCUGAUAUUGAACUUUUAUCUUUUAAAGACAUUGAGGACCUGGGGAAAGCUAAUCCUCAAAACAUGACUCCUCCUAAGCCAGACACACUGGCUGCAGUUUGCUACACAAGUGGCACAACAGGAAGUCCUAAAGGAGUGAUGUUAACUCAUAAAAGCAUUAUUGCAAAUGUCAGUGCUGUCAUGUUACAACUAGGUGAAACUGCCCCUAGUAGUAAUGAUACAAUGCUCUCAUUUUUGCCACUUGCUCACAUGUUUGAGCGUUGUUGUCAGGUUGGAUUGUAUAUGACAGGAGGUAGAGUUGGUUUUUUCCAGGGCGAUAUACGAAACUUAAGUGAUGAUUUUAAAACCUUAAAGCCUACUGUAAUACCUUGUGUGCCUCGCUUGUUAAACCGGAUGUAUGAUAAAAUUCAGGAAGAAGCAAAUUCCAGCAAAAUUAAAAAGUUGUUGCUGAAUAUGGCAAUAGAAAGUAAAAAGAGUGAAAUUGAAAAAGACAUAAUUCGCAAUAAUAGUAUAUGGGACUGGACAGUUCUAAAACCAAUUCAAGAUAAGCUUGGUGGUCGACUGAGGUUAAUAGUUGUUGGAUCUGCUCCCAUUGCAGGCCACAUUUUAACAUUCCUUCGUUGUGCGCUUGGUUGUGUCAUCGUUGUUGGGUAUGGACAGACAGAGUGUGUUGCUCCAUGCACAUUGACUACACCAGGUGAUGCAAGUGUUGAUAAUGUUGGGCCUCCAAUUCCAUGCUGUAGAAUAAAAUUAGUGGAUGUUCCUGAUAUGAAUUAUUUUGCAUCUGAGGGUAAAGGAGAGGUUUGUGUCCAGGGGCUUACAGUAUUCCAGGGCUAUCUGAAAGAUACUGAGAAAACUGAAAGCACUGUGGACAAAGAUGGAUGGCUUCAUACAGGAGAUAUAGGAAUGUGGCUUGCAAAUGGGUCUCUAACUAUUGUUGAUAGAAAGAAACAUAUCUUUAAAUUACAACAAGGAGAAUAUGUAGCUCCCGAGAAAAUAGAAAAUAUAUAUCUUCGUUGUCCAUAUGUGUGUCAAGUAUUUGUUCAUGGAGACAGUUUAAAGGCAUGUGUGGUUGGUAUUGUUGUCCCUGAAAUGGAGAAUGUGAUGCAGUGGUGUAAAGAAAAAAAUAUAAAUGGGGAGUGGAAUAAAGUAUGUCAGAAUCAGGAAGUGAAAGAAUUUAUAUUAGACGAGAUGACUAAAAUAGGAAAAAAAUCUGGUUUAAAAUCCUUUGAACAGGUAAAAGACAUUUAUCUCCAUCCAAGACUAUUUGCUAUAGAAGAUGGUCUCUUAACUCCUACUUUAAAAACGAAACGACUUGAGUGUCGAAAAUAUUUCAAACCUCAGCUAGAUGCAAUGUAUAGUCAUCUCAUCUAAUUAGGAAUUUGAAAUUUUCAGACUUUUGUUUAAAGAUAUUCACAUGAUUAUCUGCACCUCUAUUAUGUUCUCCCUGCAUAGAGUUCUUGAAAGCAAGUGCUGGUAUUGUUUCAUUGAAAAUUCAUGCUCAUUGCAUUUUAUCAAACAUUGUUAACAGGCUUUUUAUAUAUGUAAGAAAUAUCAAGAUAGUGAUGUGUUAUAAAAAAUUAAUCACCAAACUCAUUUCUACAUUUCGCUUCACUUUAGGAAUACUAUUCAAUAGAUGCAGAACAGAAAUAUUGUUUUUGUGCAGCCACAUACAUUGUUAUAAAGGUAAACAUAAAAAUAAUUAUCUUUGUGAAUAUUAUUUAUUAUUGAGCAUAGCUGUGAUUUGAUUUAGGAACAACAAUUUCUUUUUUCAUUCCAUUUUGUUUCGUUUUUGAGCAUUUUGUAUAUAUUCUGUGAUUUUGAAAUAUUUUCUUUUCCCUUGUUUUUGUGUAUUUUGUUAAAAGGUAAUUUAUAUAUAAAAAUGAUAACAUUCAUGAGAUUCACUAAGCUUGAAUAUUAUAAAUAAAUAAAAUGUUAAUUUGAACCAAAAAUUCAAGCUACAGUUUUUUAGCUUUACAUAAACUAGUCUAGAACUUGAAAUUCACUUUUUUGAUCCGCUGCAACUUAAAUUAUUCUCAUUUGCUGUAAUGUCAAUCACUAUUUGUAAGUUAGAAUGUAUGUUUUCUUUCAGUGUUGUUUUGUGAGUUUGUUUUGUUUGUUUUCAGUACUAGCACUUGCAAAAAAGAUUUUGCAUGGUAAGAAAAUGUAAGCUGACAGAUGUAGAUUAUUUGUGUUGCACAUAGACAUAGCAUUCAGUUAAUUUUGUUAGAGUUAAUUCAGAAGAGAGAAUACAUUAAAAGUAAAUUAGCUUUCUUGAAAAUACAAUGGAGAGCAUCUUGCAUGCAAAUGUUCAGAGGAAAGGGAAUGAGAUCAAGUACAGUUUGGGUUUGUCUAAUCCAGUUAUUUCUGCUAACAAGAAAUAUUUUUCUUAGGCUAGUUUAACGUGACAGAUAUUUCUUUGACAAACAUAAUUUAUUUUAUGAAAUAUGCUCUGUAUAAAAUUAAAGUUAUUUUAGAUUAUAUUGAGAGAAAUAAUCAAACUAUGUUAUUAUUACAUAAAUCUGUGCUGUAGCAAAAUAAAUAAAUAAAAAUAAUAUUCAACUAAGUUUGUUAAAAUCAAUUUAGGAAUUAAAAGAGUAAAUUUAAAUUAAAAAUUUAUAUGCGUAUUUUUAGAUUAUAAAUUCUUUAUAUUAUUAUUUUAGUUUAAUUUGUUUUAAAUGUGACACAAAAUUAUUUUUAACCUAAAAUUUGAUUUGCUUAAAAUAUUGAUACUCAUUUUCAUGUUAAAUGGUCUCCAUUGUGUUUAUUAAGAAUUUUAGUCUGUAUGAUUAACAUAUUAAAAAAAUUGCUUGAAUAUACUUAAACAUGGUAUUAUUAUUGUGAUGAGAUAUUGUGUUUAGUGUAAUUUUCCCUCCCUCCCCUCAUGUUAAUUAUGACACAUCUUAAGAAUUUAGGCAGAAGGUGUCAGUCUAUAGAUUUAAGUUAAAAUAUAUACCGUCUAUCUAUCACAAACAGAUUUUAAAAAUAUUGUUUUAAAAUUUCUGCAUCAUGCAAGUGACACUUUGCAGAACUCAGAAGCUUUAGAAACAAAUUAUAAAACAAAAAUGCAGAUUUGAUGUAUAAUUUGAUUUUAUAAAAGACAAUCACAUUUUGCUUAAGCCAUUGAAUUCUUAAACUAUAUUUUAAGAUUCUAGUUUCUAUUAAAAUUCUUGCUGGUGUACAACUUCAGUUUGGUUUAUUUAGAGCUAUUUUGAUUCUGCACCUUCUGUCUGCCCAUCCUGCAUAAAACUAUACUCACUUCAUUUGCUGUAAAGUUUUUGCUUAUCUGCAUUCUUAUUUAUUAUUUUGUAAACAUUCCAUUUAUUAAGUAUUUAUUCAUUAUAUUUAAAAAUUUAAUGUAUUAAAUUUUUAUAAUCUACUUAUUCAGUUAACCUUUUUUAAAUCUGAUGUGCAUCUUGUCAAACUAGAAACAGGGUCGAAUAGUUAUUAAAAUUUGUCAAUGUUCAUGUAUUUGUAAAUACCCUGACUUUAAGUCUUCAUUUGAAGAAUUGCCACCCAGUAGCAUAUAUAUGUAUAUGUAUGUAUGUAUAUAUAUAUAUAUACAAAUAUAUCUUUUCUAAACAUCUAGUAUUUUUAUUUUAAAAAUAUGUGGAGCUGUCAUGUCCUUUUUACUGUCAAAAUUGAGUGUCACAUGUUCUGGAGAAUGGUAUGCAAGUAUAUUUUCAAAUAAUAAAGAAAGAAUGAAAUGUAAUUUGAGUUAUGAAAGAAAUUGUUUGAUUGAUAAAGUUUAAUUUAUUCCAAGUGUCAGUAUGAAAAUUUGAUACUCAACUUGGCCAGUGGUGCAGUAGCCUGAAUUUUCAGGUUUCAUACAGCAUAUUAAUUAUUGCUUAUAGACUCUAGCAAAUUAGAUUUGAAGGAAUUUCAUGUAAAAAACUUCUAGGUGCUCCUUUUGUACACAUUAAUUAGGAUAGAAGCACUUGAGAAAAAAAAUUAUAUUCUAUAGUAUUUUAAACAAACCUAUUUAGCUGUACUGUAAUCUGAAUAAUGAAUAUGUAUAAAGGUUUAAAGCUAGAACCAAACUGGAAAAAAAAAAUAAAAAGAAGAAUUUUGGCGGUUAAAAAUCAAGUUGAUAAUUUUUUGCUAAAAGUAGUAACUAAUUGUGAUGGGACUGGAAAUUUAGUAUUUCAAAUUGCAAAUAUAAAUUACAAUUCUCAGAAAAUAUGCUUUAAUUCUUUCCUAAGAAUAAGUCUGAAUCUGUAUGUGGCCUUCAUACUGGAGUAUUCUAGCUUUAACUUACUGUCUUCUCAUCUCAUGAGAAGUGCUAAUAUUUCCAUGUAUGAGCCUAGAGUAUGGAAUUGUUAGAAAUGUUUAUCCUCAGCUUUAUGAUUUAUAUCUCAUUUGAUUAACUUAGGCCACUGAUGUAUGAUAUAUAACCUGAUUAAUUCUGUUUAAUUUCUUCUAAAGUAAGAUUCACAAAUCAAAUGAUUUUAGAGCAUUCAAUAUUUUUUAUAUAUUUAUGAAAAUGUAACUUGGGUGUUGCAAUAUUUAAAAAAAAUGACUGGUACUGAAAUUUUUUCUCAAAAGCUUUAUAUUAUUGAAUAUUAUCUCAUUUUAUUUAUUUGUAUAUGCUAUUAAAAAUUGUCAUGCUUGUCACCAAAGUUGUGAAUAGUAAUUUUUUUUUAAUAUAAAAUUCCUCUAUAUCCCUAGUCACUUUCCAUUCCUUCUUAUAGUAAUUAGUUCAUCUUAAAAUAAUCCAAAUUCAUUCAAUGUAUUCCAGCCAUACUGUAUAAAAAUCCCAUUGUUAUAAUUUUUAAAUUGAUAAGUUCAGCUUUAAUAUUGCAGUGACUUUAAAUGAAGAAAUACAUUUCAAGAGACAAUUUGAUAUGGAUCAAUCUUCAUCAGAAGCAACAUAGAUUGCUUCUUGAAAUUCAUUGAGUCUUUCCAUUUAAAGUUACUGCCAAACUUAGGAUGAAUUUUACCAAUUUUCGGUAUUCAAAUCGGCAUGUACCUUUACAUAUUCAUAGUUUACUUAAUUUGUUUCCUGAAAUCUCUGGCAAUGAAAAUUUGUACUUAUGAUGAUUUUUCCCCCCUCUUGAUGAGUAUGGUUGUGAUAAGAAACAUCUGUGAUAUAGUAUGACUUCAUUGUGAAUGCAAAUAUUUUCUUUUUAUUUAUUUUAACUGAAAUCAUUACUUUUUCUAGCUUUGUAAUUUAUGUAAAGUAGCUACUUUUAAAAUAUUAUUUAUAUAUAAUUUCAUUUUCUUAUGUGUGAUACAAGAAUAUUGAGGAUACUUAAUUUUCAUCUCACCGAAACUUUUAAUGUAACCAAAGAAUUAAGGUAAACCAAAUAAACUUUAUAGCGUAAU